AGAUUGAAGUUCUAAGGUACUUACAUUUUCCUGCUCUCUCAGUUUGUCUUCGCAUUCGCAAUGGAGUUGAGAGUCAAAUUAAGUGGGAGAAUUCUCCAAUUUCUCUGUGCAAUUUUAUUGAAUUUCCAUACAAUGAUCUACGCUAUGGUCGUCACUUGGCCAUCUCCUGCACUUCCUCUGCUCCUUUCCGAAGACAGUCCUCUGCCUACUGGAAAGAUCUCGAUUGGAGACGCCAAUUUGAUCAGUUCUCUGCCCUAUUUCGGUGGUGUGGUGGGCACUAUUUCUUUCGGAUUUAUUGGUAAGCGCUUCGGACAGAAGUGGCCCAUAAUUCUGGCCACGAUUCCAGAGAUCGUGGCAGCUCUGCUCAUCGCUUUCGCUCAGGAUGUCAAUUAUAUUCACGUGGCGAGAUUUCUUGGAGGAGCCGCCGGUGGUUGCUUGCAAUUAGUCGUGGCGUAUGUCUGUGAAGUGUCAGAAGACAGGUGAAACGAGUGUUGAACUGGUUUUCCAGAAAAAUAUCCAAGGAACUUCUCUUCUCUUUUAGUGUUCGAGGAAUUUUGGGAUCAAU
Phlebotomus argentipes is the source of this 565-nucleotide messenger RNA. Its product is annotated as arabinose-proton symporter-like. Bases 61 to 483 code for a protein of 140 amino acids. Lineage: Eukaryota; Metazoa; Arthropoda; Insecta; Diptera; Psychodidae. The transcript has a single exon. Gene Ontology annotation, biological process: transmembrane transport. The record is from RefSeq and is a predicted model, not a curated record. Gene Ontology annotation, molecular function: transmembrane transporter activity.